Messenger RNA from Mauremys mutica (yellowpond turtle), 1635 nucleotides. RefSeq lists its product as uncharacterized. Bases 55 to 1524 code for a protein of 489 amino acids. NCBI's taxonomy places the organism in Eukaryota, Metazoa, Chordata, Testudines, Geoemydidae. The transcript has a single exon. The record is from RefSeq and is a predicted model, not a curated record. Gene Ontology annotation, molecular function: protein dimerization activity.
AAAUAUUUUACUAUUAUACUCGACUGCACUUCUGACAUUAGUCACCAAGAACAAAUGUCAUUGACAAUUAGAUAUGUGGCUGAUGGUGUAUCACCAAGUAUUCCAGCAGGAGUAUAUGAACAUUUCAUUAAGUUCAUAGUAGUAGAAAGCAGCACAGGUGAAUAUUUGUACAAUAUCCUUUUAAGUGAACUCAAAGACCUGGGAUUGGACGUUGCAAAUAUCCGUGGGCAAGGCUAUGACAACGGUGCAAAUAUGAAGGGAAACAUAUCAGGUGUACAAGCACGACUUUUGAAAACAAACCCAAGAGCUUUUUUUACACCAUGUGCAUGUCACAACUAUAAUCUCAUUUUGGGAGACAUGGCCAAAACAUGUCCAGAUGCGAUGAGUUUCUUUGGAGCCUUGCAGUGUAUUUAUGCCCUUUUUUCUGCAUCUACUAAAAGAUGGACUAUUUUUAGAAAACAUGUUACUGGCCUUUCGGUAAAGCCUCUUUGCGAAACACGAUGGGAAUGUAGAAUGCAAAGUGUCAAAGCUCUGCGGUACCAAGCAGGGGAGUUUUAUGAUGCACUUGUAGAGGUAGAAGAAACAACUGAUGAUUCUCAAGCAAAACAUGAAGCUAAAUCGCUGGCUUUUCAAAUAAGGGAUUAUAAGUUUUUGGUUUCGCUAGUUUUCUGGCAUGAUUUACUUUUUCAAGUGAAUUUUGUGAGCAAAGAGCUGCAGAGUGAUACAAUGGAUAUUUCUGCAGGAAUUUCUUCAUUUGAAAAGCUUUGUAACUGGUUAAAAAUGUACAGAGAGAAGGGUUUUCAAGAAGUGUUAACUGGUGCCAAUGAACUUGCCAAAGAUCUAGAUGUGACUCCAGUAUUCCAGACUAAACGUUUGCACAAACGAAAAAAACAGUUUGAGUACGAGUCUGCAGACGAGCCUUUUUCUGAUCCAAAAGAAGCUUACAGAGUGCAGUGCUUCAAUCAAGUGUUAGACAAAGCUUUACAGUCACUUGAACCAAGGUUUGAACAGUUACAAAAGCAUGAGAGUUUAUUUGGAUUUUUAUGCAAAUUCAAAAAUCUUCCCAAGGACACCAUACGAAAAGCUGCUGCAGAUCUGGAACUUGCAUUGACAGAUGUGAAACUAGUGCAGGAAAACGAACAAGUUUCAACUGUAAAAUCAGUUGACAUAAAUGGCUACAUGCUUUGUGAAGAACUGGAAGCAUUAAAGCCAAUUAUUUCAUCUGAUUGUACAAACCCCCUAAAAAUCCUUCAAUUUCUUACAUAUAAUAACCGAUCAACAGGAUUCCCAAAUUUAUUUAUAGCAAUUCGAAUCUUCCUGACUAUUCCAGUAACUGUAGCCUCAGGAGAGAGGAGUUUCUCGAAGCUAAAUCUAAUUAAAACAUAUCUGCGAUCAACAAUGCAGGAAGACCGAUUAAACAAUUUGGCAAUCAUGUCAAUUGAAUGCGAAGUAAUGAAGAGCUUAGAGUUAGGCAAUUUACUGAAAGAUUUUGUCAGACAAAAAGCGAGGAAGAUAAAGUUUUAAAAACAUAGGUGAGGUGUACGAUAAAUAUUGAUAUUUAUAAUAUAUGAUGUAAUGUAUGUAAUAUAUAAUUUUGUUAUUAUGUAUAUAGUCAUGGAAAGUAAAUAAUACAUG